AUGUCUUCAAGAACGGCAAAGUACAUGUACCAGAGCUCUAGCUCGGGCCGUGGCGGUGACAUCUCCAUCGAGUAUGGCACUGACCUGGGCGCCCUCACCCGAUUGGAGGACAAAAUCCGCCUCCUUUCUGAGGACCUGGAAAGCGAGCGCGAGCUCCGCCAGCGCGUCGAGCGCGAAAAGUCGGACAUCACCGUGCAGCUGAUGAACCUGACGGAACGCCUCGAGGAGGCGGAGGGCUCCAGCGAGUCGGUGACGGAAAUGAACAAGAAGCGCGACUCUGAGCUGGCGAAGCUGCGCAAGCUGCUGGAGGACGUGCACAUGGAGAGCGAGGAGACGGCGCACCACCUGCGCCAGAAGCACCAGGCGGCCAUCACCGAGAUGCAGGAUCAACUGGAUCAGGUGCAGAAGGCCAAGAACAAGUCUGACAAGGAGAAGCAGAAGUUCCAGGCGGAGGUCUUCGAGCUGCUCGCCCAGGUGGAGACGGCCAACAAGGAGAAGCUGAUCGCGCAGAAGACCGUGGAGAAGCUGGAGUACACCGUCCACGAGCUGAACAUCAAGAUCGAGGAGGUGAACCGAACGGUGACCGAGGUGACCGCCCACCGCCAGCGCCUGAGUGUGGAGAACUCCGAGCUGAUCAAGGAGGUGCACGAGUACAAGAUCUCGCUGGACAAUGCCAACCACCUGAAGGGGCAGAUUGCGCAGCAGCUGGAGGACACCCGCCACCGACUGGAGGACGAGGAGCGCAAACGCUCGAGCCUGGAGAACCACGCCCACACGCUGGAGGUGGAGCUGGAGUCGCUGAAGGUGCAGCUGGAGGAGGAGUCGGAGGCUCGCCUGGAGCUGGAGCGACAGCUGACCAAGGCCAACGGCGACGCCGCCAGCUGGAAGUCCAAGUACGAGGCGGAGCUGCAGGCGCACGCCGACGAGGUCGAGGAGCUCCGUCGCAAGAUGGCGCAGAAGAUCUCCGAGUACGAGGAGCAGCUGGAGGCGCUGCUGAACAAGUGCAGCUCCCUGGAGAAGCAGAAGAGCCGCCUGCAGUCGGAGGUGGAGGUGCUGAUCAUGGACCUGGAGAAGGCCACCGCCCAUGCGCAGGCCCUCGAGAAGAAGGUCGUCCAGCUGGAGAAGAUCAACCUCGAUCUGAAGAGCAAGCUGGAGGAGGUGAGCAUCCUGCUGGAGCAGACGCAGAAGGACCUUCGCGUGAAGAUCGCCGACCUGCAGAAGCUGCAGCAUGAGUAUGAGAAGCUGCGCGACCAGAAGGAGGCGCUGGCUCGGGAGAACAAGAAGCUCACUGAGGACCUCGCCGAGGCCAAGUCGCAGCUGAACGACGCCCACCGCCGCAUCCACGAGCAGGAGAUUGAGAUCAAGCGACUGGAGAAUGAGCGCGAGGAGCUGGCCGCCGCCUACAAGGAGGCGGAGACGCUGCGAAAGCAGGAGGAGGCGAAGAACCAGCGACUGACGGCGGAGCUGGCCCAGGUGCGCCACGACUACGAGAAGCGACUGGCGCAGAAGGAGGAGGAGAUUGAGGCGCUGCGAAAGCAGUACCAGAUCGAGAUUGAGCAGCUGAACAUGCGCCUGGCCGAGGCGGAGGCGAAGCUGAAGACCGAGGUGGCUCGACUGAAGAAGAAGUACCAGGCGCAGAUUACCGAGCUGGAGCUGUCGCUGGAUGCCGCCAACAAGGCCAACAUUGACCUGCAGAAGACGAUCAAGAAGCAGGCUCUGCAAAUUACUGAGCUGCAAGCCCACUACGAUGAGGUGCAUCGUCAACUGCAGCAGGCCGUCGACCAGCUGGGCGUCACCCAGCGCCGCUGCCAGGCGCUCACCGCCGAGCUGGAGGAGAUGCGCGUCAACCUGGAGCAGGCGCAGCGGGCGAAGCGAGCCGCCGAGCAGCUGCACGAGGAGGCGGUGGUCCGAGUGAACGAGCUGACGACCAUCAACGUCAACCUGGCCAGCGCCAAGAGCAAGCUGGAGACGGAGUUCAGCGCCCUGCAGAACGACUACGACGAGGUGCACAAGGAGCUCCGAAUCUCCGACGAGCGCGUGCAGAAGCUGACCAUCGAGGUGAAGUCCACCAAGGACCUGCUGAUCGAGGAGACGGAACGCGUGCAGAAGCUGGACACCAUCAAGAAGUCGCUGGAGACGGAGGUGCGCAACCUGCACGUCCGCAUCGAGGAGGUGGAGGCGAAUGCGCUGGCCGGCGGCAAGCGGGUGAUCGCCAAGCUGGAGAGUCGCAUCCGCGAUGUGGAGAUCGAGGUGGAGGAGGAGCGCCGACGACACGCCGAGACGGAGAAGAUGCUGCGGAAGAAGGACCACCGCGUGAAGGAGCUGCUGCUGCAGACGGAGGAGGACCACAAGCAGCUGCACCUGCUGCAGGAGAUGGCCGACAAGCUGAACGAGAAGGUCAAGGUCUACAAGCGACAGAUGCAGGAGCAGGAGGGCAUGAGCUCGCAGAACCUGUCGCGCGUCCGUCGCUUCCAGCGCGAACUGGAGGCGGCCGAGGACCGCGCCGACCAGGCCGAGUCGAAUCUGUCGUUCAUCCGCGCCAAGCACCGCUCCUGGGUCACCACCAGCCAGGUGCCCGGCGGCACGCGCCAGGUCUUUGUCACCGAACAAGAAAGCUCCAACUUUUAA
Messenger RNA from Rhagoletis zephyria (snowberry fruit fly), 2628 nucleotides. The record is from RefSeq and is a predicted model, not a curated record. Lineage: Eukaryota; Metazoa; Arthropoda; Insecta; Diptera; Tephritidae.